AUGUUACUUUUCGAUCUCCCAAAAGAGCUUUUGCUCAAGGUAUUUGAGCUCCUUGACUUUGAAUCCAUCAAAGCCCUUUACAGCAUUCCUCAAUUUGAACAGGGUUUACAAGGUUUCGUGACUAUUGUUUCUGAUCUUGAUGAAGCUGCUGCAACUAGUUGGUUGUCCCCAUCAUGUCCAUAUGUCAACCUGAAGAAACUAACAGUGGGUCAAGUCAAGUCCGGUUAUGUGCUUUAUGUUCUUGAGAAUUGUUUAAACUCAGAGUUGGUUCAAAAAAUCAUUGCAAAUCAAGAAAGGCCCAAUACAGUUAUCCUGUCUAAUAAGCUGAUGAAAUCCGUCAGUUAUGAACCAAAAAAGGGGGAAGAUUUCUAUGAAUACGAUUCAGCUCUUCUUAUGGAUUCAAGUAAAGAUCCAGUGGACACUAAAAGAGCUGCUGAGUUUUUCGAGUCAGAUGCUUAUCGCAGAUAUAAGGAAGUAUCUUACAAGAAUGUGGAAAAAUUAAUCGCAUUAUUAAGUACAUCAGAGCUUUUGGAGUAUGUUGAGUGUCCAUAUUUGGAAUGUGUUGAGUUGACGGAUUUGAAGUUCGAUGCAAUGAAAUUCAGAACUCCAAACGUCAAGGCGAUGCUCUUAUAUGAUUGCAUUAACACAAAUAGCUCAGCAAAACUGAACUUUCCUGUUUUAGCUGAAUUGACUUUUGAUGGUUUUUGCAAAAGUUUUAUUGAUUGUAUGGACUUGGAGAAUUGCCCUGCUGAAAGUUUGACAGUAGAAGGGGGUGAUAUUGUGAAGUGGGAAAACUUGGUAGUUGGUAAAGCAAAAACAGUUUCCAUUUCAAUCUCAGAUGAACUUGAAAGACCUAUACUUGGGUCAUUUGGGAAUAUAAGCGUUCCCUGUUGUGAAGAUUUGUCGCUGGGUGGGUUCAUAGAUAUUUUCAAUGUUUCGGCGCCAUUAGUUUCUAAGCUAAACAUAGGUUCUACAUACGCAACUAGUCAGGAACAUAAUUUUUCAUUGAAAAAUUUUCAGGCUGAUAAGGUAAAGACUCUAUCAAUGGGGUCUCAUAAUGUCGCGGAAUUUUCCACUGCAUUGUUUGAAAGUGUUCUAGUCUUAGAGCUUUGUGAUACCAAGUUUUUGUGCUCUGGGAUUUUUGGAAAUGUGAAGGAACUGAAGAUAUCUAGUGAUUUGGCAAGCUGCUUUCAAAUGAUUGACACCAAAACAUUAACCAGCUUGGAGGUGACUUAUGAACUAUUUGAGGAGUCUGAGACGGAUGAUUUAUCGAGGUUCAGUUUUCCAACACUUGAGAAGGUAAAGGUUAUUCGUCAGCAUGAAUUUGGUUUUUUAAAGACGUUGAACGCACCAAAUAUCGAAGAGCUCCAUUUCCACAGGCCGAGUUCAACAAAUUUCUUUGACAUCUUGUCAAAUGGCUUUGAAAAUUUACAAAAAUUGAGGGUAACAAUUCCUUCUUUCCCAACAAUGGAGGGCAUAAGGCUUGAAAACCUGAAUGUGAUUGAUAUUGUAAUAGGUGGGCUUAAGGACAAAUUCAAGAUCGUCAGCUGUUCGUUCCCAAACUUGCAUGCGUUCUAUUUAAGGCCAUUACUUCCACAAGUUCGCAUUGUACCAAAGGGAAAUAUAGAUAUUGAAGCUCCAAAACUGGAAACUUUUCACUCCACUCAUUUAAAAAUGGAUCAUUUGAAUCUUACGAAGUUCCCAGAGUUGAUUGAACUGAAGGUAAAUUAUGUUGAAAAAAUAACUUUAGGUGAUGUUGCUGAAAGCUUGAUUGCUUUCGAAGUACACGGUAAUUCAUUGCAAGAGCUAUCUUAUUCAAAAGCACCUGAAAACCUUCAUCAUUUUGAUGAAGGUUGUACAUCGAAAAAUGUUGAACUUGAACAGACGUGCAAACUUUUUGAAAUUUUCUCCAGAGCAAACCAAUUGUUGUUAGAAAGUGCAAUAAUGAAAAGGCGUCGCCACGAAUAA
Hansenula anomala is the source of this 1968-nucleotide messenger RNA. RefSeq lists its product as uncharacterized. Lineage: Eukaryota; Fungi; Ascomycota; Saccharomycetes; Phaffomycetales; Wickerhamomycetaceae. The record is from RefSeq and is a predicted model, not a curated record. The transcript has a single exon. The coding region runs from base 1 to 1968 and encodes 655 amino acids.